CGCCGGACUUGGAAAUCCACUUUGAAUCGAAUCGCUGUCGCCGUGACUAUUGUUACUACCCAACCCAACCAAGCUACCUCCACGCAUUCACUACCGGAGCAAACAAUCGAAACAUUCGUUAUUCAUUACUUUGUUUCUACAAAACUCCCAACUACAACGUGUGUGUAACAAGUGAUGGAAGACGCGCGAUCGAAAUCAACGUGAAAGUAAGUUAUGUGGUGCGAGUAAUAAUCGCAGAUUGCUCGACGAGGCGUGUCGGCAGCGGGGCGACGAGCGAAGAGGACGGCGAUAGGCAGAGAGGGAGCGGGAGCGAGCGAAACAGCGGAUGCGGUAGUCGCAGCCCGCUUGUUCAGUCGCGGUCCGCGCGCCGCUCGCAACGCCCGUCCGCUCCCGCGCCCGCCGCCCGCUCCGCCAUGAAGAAAGUCAAAGGAGUGAGAGCUAAAAACAUGGACAAGCUCAUUGCAGCUGUCCAGGCAAGAGAAUGCUUGUGGGACAAGAGCUACAGGGGUCAUCGGAAUCGGUUCAAGUUGGAGCGGUACUGGAAUGAGGUUGCUGCCGAAGUGGGCACUACAAGCCUCAAUUGCAGAAAGCGAUGGAAAAACCUCAAAGACCAAUGUCGCAAGGAAAUGAAGAAAAACUCCAACGAGUCAGAAUGGCCGCAUUUCCAGAAACUCAAGUUUAUUCACCACCAGUUCCUGACUGAAGACGAGGAAGGCGAUGACGACACCAAUGAUGAAGUCUUCAAUUCCCUAGACGAGUCUAUAAAAAGACCUAAAUUGGGUUACACGAUGAGAAAGAAGCUAUUGAUGAAUAAAAGAAGGACGAUUGACGUGGACAUGAAUAAACUGAUAGAACUGGUGCAACCGAGGGAUCUGAUAUGGAACAGACAACUGAAAGGCCAUCACAAUUGGUAUAAAUUGGACGAGAGUUGGAAGGAAAUCGCUGACGAAUUGGGCGUUACGCGUGAUGAAGCCCGAUUAAAAUGGAAAUACCUGAGAGAUCAAGCGAGGAAAGAGAUCAGAAAGCAAUCUUCCGAAUGGGAGUACCUUCCAAAGCUGCAGUUCUUGACAAACCAGUUCAACGAUUACGAAGCCACUGAAAUGCAAGACCAGGACCCUGACAACGACCAGGAUAUGCCGGAUCAUGAUCAUUACAGCCAGGAUUACGACCCAGAACAAGGCAGUAGCUACUAUAUAGACCCUCCUCCGGCCAGUGUUAGCGUCAGUGUGAAAGAGGACGAUCAAGAAUUUGACGAAUUCGAUUCCAAACCUAUUAUUUUAGAAGCGGAUUUCUAUGAUGAUGACGAUGAAGUACAGAAAAGUGGGAAUGGUGACGCGAAUGAACCCGCAAAGGACGAAGAUGUGGGUUUCUUUAAUAGUCUGCUGCCUCAUGUGAAAAAACUAGGGCCAGCUAAGAAAUUGAUGCUGAGAAUGAAAAUGCAAGAGUUGGUGUAUAAUACAGUUUAUAGUGAUUCCUAGCAGAUACCACCCGAAGCUAUGGACCUGUUGAAACAGUAUAGUUAACGUGGUUCAUAUUGCGAUAAUGGAAUUUUUUUCCAUUGGACAUCUGUGUAUAAGUUAGAUUGUAAAUAAUUGAUUUACGUGGCUAAUUGAUUUGUAAAUAGCCUAUGGUACUGGAGGGUUCCCUUGACACAAAACAAGUAACACGUCAUAGCAUGAUAUGGGUAAAAGAGACAGCAUGUGGACGUUAGUAACGUGCUACGACUUUGUAUGUUUUGACACGUGAAGUUCCUUUUGAAACUAAUUCAUUGUUUUCGUCAUACUUAGUAUUAAUAAUAAAAUUGUUAUUGAUAUUAUCGUGACGCUCAAUUAUCAGAUGAUGUACCUUACUGGUAUACAUUUUAGAGGCGUAAAUUAUAACAUUUAGAGGAGCUUAGGAGGUCAAAACAACACUUUGAUUAAAGUAGAAGUAAAAACACAAAUAGAAAGAUGAUAAUUUAAAUCUUUGACAUACACACCACGUUUUGAAUGACGUCCCGCGGCGAUAUUUGGAACUAUCGAUAACAGAUCGGGCACGUUUCUGUUGUCAGCGACUGUAGCGCCACUCCAGAAACUUACGUUGCGCGGACAUCCGAAGAAGUAUAUUUCAUAUAUAACAACUUUUUUAAAUUAUUUUUUAGAUUUAGAUACUUAUUUAGAAAAACGCAACCGGAUUUAUACUUUUUUUUGUAAAGAAAAUAAGACUUUUAUUUUAAGUAUAUUAAUAUUUUAUUCACAGUUUUAAAUACAUAAAUAGCUUAUAAUAUAAAAAAUACGACUUUCUUCUAAUUAUAGAAUCUUAAAGUAAGAAAUUAUGUGUAUAUUUUAAGAAAUUAUUUGUAUAUGGAUGUUUAUACUAUAUUUAUUUAUAGACAAUAUUUAGUGUUCGCUAGAUAAUUGUAAUUUCUGUAUAUAAUGAGUUAUUUCUAACCUAUCCUAUAGUGUACACUAUAUAUAUAGAGAUAUGAAAAUAGUAAAUAAAAUAAAUAUAUUAUUAUUAUAACACUCAUUUGUUAUUGUAAACUAGCAAAAGUUGAAAAGUGAUAUAAAAUGAGUUUCAAGUAAAUUAAAAUAUGUGAAAACUGAAUUUUGUUAUUAAUAAAAUACGAAAUAUCGAUAGCAAGAAAAAGAAAACUGAUUUCAUACAUUUCUAGAGGUACUAAUAUCUCUCUUUUUUAUCUGAGCGUUUUCCUGGUUUCUUCUUCAGCCGGUAAGCAGAACCUGGAUCAAGCAAACGUCCAGGGUUACUUUCCUACUUAUUCUUCUCCACAUCGCAGGUUUUUGGCAUCCUAGUCAGACAUAGGCGGGUGGUUCUCAUAUAAGAGUGGUUCUACCGCUGCGGCCGCGCUGUCAUUACGACCCGUCAAUUUUCUUGGGGAAGGAUUCAUUUCCUAAAUCAGUCUUCACGAAAUUAACAUUACUACAAUACAGAUUAAUUGACUUGGGGCAAAAAUUUUUUUUUGUAUGUAUGUAUGUUAUCGCGUUACAAACAUGCUUACAUACAUACUAUGUUAAGUGUCUGACUUUGAUGAAAUUAAAAGCUAUGUUAUGUAGGAUCUGUUAAUAGAAUUUUUAAGUUCGUGGGGCAUCAAAAUCGGUUUAGCCGUUUCUAAAACUUUUUACAAUUUGGUAAACUCAUUGAAAAUUUAUUCUGUUCACGAGGUCUAAGUUCGCGGCCAACAACUAAUUAUUGUAAAGUCUGAUCGACGCACGCAAAUCCUCGUUGACAACAUCAAGCCAGCACUUUUCGGACCUCUAGGAAAAUCCAAUCUAAGUCUAUUAUACUGUUUUAGCGUAUAGUCGACAGCACAACAACCUACUCAAAUUCAUUGCAAACUCGCCGCUAUUAUCCCGCCGCCAUAGGGGUUCAUGCGGGGUAACUUGAUGUGCUGUUAACUGUACCUACUCAAUGAAGUUGAAACAACACACAAUAGUAGCAUGAAAUUGACCUGAAUUCGUACGUUUUUAGCUUAUUACAACAUUAUUUACUGUUUUGACGGUCGCUGUUUGUAAAACACAGCAUAAGCUCACUGCACACGAGCUUUUAUUUAGAACUUUAUUGUUAUGCCUCCACCAAUAACAUGAAAGGAUAAUCAUGAAUCGAAAGUGGUGUUUAAACAUCACGCUUAUAUUGGCUUCGGCAUAUUUAUUGCUUGUAAUGUAAGAGGGUGACUAUGUUUAUUUGGGUGGAAUCUAGCAACUAAAUUUUGACGCAGGUAUAUAUUUUUUAUAUACUUUUAAUUUGGAUGAGAAUGCAUUAUUAUGUUAUCCAUACGAAUGAAUUCCUCAGCUGUUGAUAGGACGGUCAUGAAAUUUUACACGUGGCUAUGUAUCCGAUGGAAAUGCAUUAUUGUGAUAUGAUAAGAAAUACCUAUGAUGAACUCGGAUCGGCUCCCAACGAGGGAAUUCCUCAGCGGAUAUUAUUUGACGAAAAUUUUAUGACAAUUGACAUUAACUAGUAAGGAAAGUGAGGAGGGGGCUAUAAUGAACAGAAAACACGUGUCACGUCAUUGCGUCUCUCUUUUUUUACAAGAUGCGAAUAUGGGAAUAUAGACGCAUUUAGAUUUUGUAACGUGCUAUGUAUAAUUGUAUGUUUCGUGGUAGGUCUUUAGUUCAAGAAAAUGACGAAUAAAGAAAAAUAGGGAGUGAUACUUCUAGAAUUCAAUGUUCAUUAUCCUAAUUUUCUUCUUAAGUCGUAUUCCUCAUGGCUGAGUGUAGUAGUCAUUACGUCGAAUGGAACACAUGCACACAACGACUUAUGCCAGCUCCACAUUAUCGACGAACUCAGACACAUGCCGAAGCUAAGGCGUGAACAUUGCUUAAUUAGCUUAAGUGCUUUUAUUUUCGCAAUGAAAAACCAGCAAUGUAUACCGAAUGCGCCAAAGUUUGACAAAUUUUUCGACAACAGAGUGGAGCCGGCUUAUCCUGACAGUAACCGUAACAUUUGAACACAGUUCGUUCGUUCCAAAACCACUUUGUUUUAAUAGACCGGGACGUAUGUUUCGGAGUAACGGACGCGUCUAUAAACAAACUAAAAACCGCUUCAAAAAUAACUGCAGUGCACCACAGGCGCAUUGUUGUAAAAGCGAAUAGUUAUCAUCCAUACUAAGGUUAAUGGAAGCGGUGGUGGUGUAAUGGUUAAGACGCUCGUCUGUGGAUCGAGAGAUCCCAUGUUCGAAUCCCACUCGUGCCACAUGAGUUUGUAUACCAAUCUGACUCAUGUAUAGUAGUAGUUUUCAUAGACCACCACUUGCUUCCGGUGAAGGAAAACAUCGUGAGGAAACUUGCACACUGGUUGAUUAUUAUUAACUUGUGUGUGAAAUGGAGAAGGCAAUGCCAAACCACUCCAUUAAUAAUGCCAAGAAAGUUGUUGUUUAUGUUUCAUUCCACGUAAUGACCACGACCCUCAGCCAUGAGGAAUACGACUAUGAAGAAGAAGGUUAAUGGUAGUUUUAAAAGAUAAGGCUAUUCGUAUUAUUUUUUGGUAACAGCGACUGAUCAAGAGUUUCGGAGGAAUAUGUUGACUACGGAUCUAUGGAUCAAUUCGUUUAGCAAAAGUGGAAAGUUUCAAAAUAUAUCGUAUUUAUGUUUUACUUUUUAUAUUUUUAUACGUUCCAUAUUUUUUCCUUUUUGUUGAUCUAUGGUCCAUACAAAUACGAAACUCAUUUCGCAUUCGUAAUAUUUGUGCCAGACAGACUUUCACUAAAAUCUGAAUAUUUAUAUUUUUCUCAAAAAGCUACAAACUACUAGCAUUUCGGAACGACCACUUGCUGUGAAGAAAUGCCGCAUAUAAACCGUUAGUCGCAUAAACAGUAAAGUGCAUAAAUUGUUUAACGUAUAUAUCUCUAUUUAAUAUCAAACUGCCCACAAAAAUAGCCGGCCUUUCCCCCAAUUCUGUCAAUCCAAGGGUUGCAUGAGUGCAUAUCUUGCAUCGCCGAUCGAUGUAUGCACCGAACGCACUCCAUAUCUUUAUUAGGUUCGUUCACCUUUCGCACGGAAACUUCUGUAUGAUUACCGUUUGCAGAAAAUAACUUUUAUAUACUUAAUAAUGUAGAAAGUACAUUCAGAGGGCGGUCCAUUAUAUAUCACUCAUUAUAUCA
Molecule: messenger RNA, 5599 nt
Organism: Plodia interpunctella (Indianmeal moth)
Lineage: Eukaryota; Metazoa; Arthropoda; Insecta; Lepidoptera; Pyralidae
Exons: 3
Coding region: 414-1478 (354 amino acids)
Molecular function (GO): DNA binding
Source: RefSeq, a predicted model, not a curated record